AUGCGCGCGGAGUGGCUACAAAGAUUCCUUCGGAAACAAGGAAGAGGAACUUACAUUCCGCGGAAAAGGAAAAGCGCUGGCCCUCCUGACGGUAGCUUAUGGGAUAAAGUUGACAAGCUGAUUGAGUUUGGAGAUUUACCUGCACUUGAAACUGUCCUGCCCUCCAGGCUCAAUCAUGACGAACAUGUUGAACGAAGUGAUUCACGGCUGACCUACUAUAUCGCAGGCUAUGUUGCCCAAAAGUGUGUGAUGAAGCAGGAUUGCUCACCUUGUAUGCAGGCCUCGACUGUUCCAGCACUCAGAUGCACUUCAGGUCUAGCCAGGCUGACAGAGCAUCGUGACAAAGGCGAGCUGCUGUACCCCACUGGUGUCCUUCUUUGUUUUGUGCAGAAACUCGAGAACUGGUUUACAGAGUGCUUCAGCAAGAAUAAGCUGCAAACCGACAGUAUCCUGGACAUUCUCGCCAUAGUGAAGUCUAGAUUUUACCAUGAAAUCGGUUGCCAGGAGCAUGCAGCUGCACUUACAGCCAAGGUAAUUGGCUUCUACCUUACCACCCGCCUUUACUGUCUGAUGAAACAUCCGUCGGAUCUAAGGAGAGCAGCUUUGAGCACCAGCAGGAGUGCGGCUGCAAUGAGCAACAACGGGGGUGUGGCUUCAACAAGCUACAAGAGGAGUGCAGAGCGCGAGCAGCGUCCCCGAUCCUUGCAGCCAAGCUAUGCCAGAAUGGCAGAGUUCGCGGAUGUGAUCAAGAAAGCCAGAUUUACGGCCUUGCCCAGAAAGGUUCAGGAGUGUCCUGCCCUGGGUGACGCAGCUUGUGUGGCAAGAUUCCGCCUGCCCAUCAAGGAGUGUUGGACCCUCCAGACGCCACCAGAUGAUCCCUGUGUCGUAGCACUUGACCAAGCUCAAAGCCUAGAAGAACAGACACGUGGCCAAAGCAGGAGCAAACUGUGGCACUCUGAACGAGGGAAAAGGAUCACGGCAUCCCAGUUCGGGGACACUGUGAAGCGAAAAGCUGCUGUGAACGAAAAGUACCUAUGA
Ixodes scapularis (black-legged tick) is the source of this 1038-nucleotide messenger RNA. RefSeq lists its product as uncharacterized. NCBI's taxonomy places the organism in Eukaryota, Metazoa, Arthropoda, Arachnida, Ixodida, Ixodidae. Bases 1 to 1038 code for a protein of 345 amino acids. The record is from RefSeq and is a predicted model, not a curated record. The transcript has 3 exons.